AACUUUUAACAUUAUUCAUGCAUUUUUUCUUUCCCCUCUGUCCAGGAAUAUCAAUUCUAAUGAUUCUCGGAUCUCCUAUAAGGAGGAAUCAGUAUUUUCGUUUGAAGAAGAAACGUUUGAGAGAUCUCUGAGGAAUAUGAAUUCUAAUGAUUCUCGGAUCUCCUAUAAGGAGGAAUCAGUAUUUUCGUUUGAAGAAGAAACGUUUGAGAGAUCUCUGAGUGCUGGUAGUGUCCAGUGUUCAUUUGAUUACAUAAACGCGUCUCAAAUCUCGGAGUAUUCUGAGUUUUUACGCUUCUUUGACAUGGAGUAUUCCUGGGAUUGUGGAAACCAACAUUCUGCCGGUGAACUCUUCCAAAUCUCACAGUCGUCUCAACAAAUGCUUCAAUCUUGCUCAACUGCAGUUCCAGAUAGCACAAAUGAAAGCAUCUAUGACGUGAAGAGAAAGCGUAACAUUUUGAAAGAAAAACUCAUCAAGUGGAAAAUCAUGAAAGAAAGCCAAGUCAAACCUUCCCAACCUUCAAAUGUGCCACGCGUCACUAGAGUUGUCGAUGGGGAAAACCUUGUUGAAGUUUGCAAGUCAAAAGGUGUGACAUACUACUAUAUCGAAAAUGGCUUGAUUGGCGAAGGUGGAUUUGGUGGAGUUUUCAAGGGUUAUGCCAUAAAAGGAACCGAAAAAACACCGGUCGCCCUGAAAUUUGUAAAAUAUAAAACGGUUCGUGAGUAUCGCAAGGAUAAAGACCUCGGUGAUGUACCAAGUGAAGUGUAUUUCCUGAAGAAGAUGAAAGAUCAUCCAAAUGUCAUCAAGUUCUAUCAUUAUCAGUCUUUAUCAUCUGAGGAAUUUGUGAUCAUUUGCGAAAGACCGACUCAUUGCGAAGAUCUCCGAAGCCUCAUGUGGGACGUAGGAGGUUUCUUCACCGAGGAUGAAACUCAACAAUGCAUGAAGAAGUUGGUCAACGUUGUAUUGGCGAUGUCCAAGAAGAACAUCGUUCAUCGUGAUCUGAAAUUGGAGAACAUCCUUUAUGAUUUCGAUACUGGUGAAAUCAAGUUGCUUGAUUUUGGAUUUGCGGGCUAUAAUAAACCUGGCAACCUAGUUGACGCAUUCUGUGGCACUCCAUACAAUAUGCCUCCGGAAUAUAUUCUGCAUGAAUUGUAUGAUCCUUGCAAGGAAGCUGUGCGGUCUAUUGGAGUCAUGAUAUAUGAAAUGUUGCACGGCGAACCACCUUUUACGGAUUACACAACAUUUGCAGAUGUUAUCUCAGGACCGCCAAAACUGGAUGAUUUAUCUGAAGAUUUGCAAGACCUAAUGAGAAAAUUAUUUAGCAUGGACCCAGCGGCCCGACCAAGUAUAAAAAAAGUUGCAAAGCACUCCUGGUUGCGAGUAAAGCGUUCAUUCACUGAACGACUGUCAUCCUUUUUCCGUCGUAUUUUCCACAGACGUCGUGGUUCGUACGACGUCUCUGCCGUGGUGAUGACAAAACAAACGUCAUCCCAGGCUCUUCACCAAUCACUUGGAAGCAAAUCACCAACAAUCAGUGGCCAGUCAUCUGUUGGCCAGUCAUCGAACCAAUCCCAGAUAAACAGUCAGGAAUUGUUGGAGACGUCUAUGGAAGAAAAUUACCAGGAAUGGCCGAUCACUGUCGAUGAGCCGGCCAGCCAUUGCGACCAGUAGUUACCAUUCUGAUGACAGGAUAUUCAGCUCCAGGUUUGUGGCUCCGGGUUCGCGAAAACGGAGCUGGAGUGGUUAGUUUUCAUACAAGCCGAUGUGGCC
Dendronephthya gigantea is the source of this 1768-nucleotide messenger RNA. RefSeq names its product serine/threonine-protein kinase pim-2-like. Gene Ontology annotation, cellular component: cytoplasm. The transcript is spliced from 15 exons. Lineage: Eukaryota; Metazoa; Cnidaria; Anthozoa; Malacalcyonacea; Nephtheidae. The coding region runs from base 137 to 1669 and encodes 510 amino acids. Gene Ontology annotation, molecular function: protein serine/threonine kinase activity; ATP binding. The record is from RefSeq and is a predicted model, not a curated record. Gene Ontology annotation, biological process: protein autophosphorylation.